Messenger RNA from Sphenostylis stenocarpa, 990 nucleotides. Lineage: Eukaryota; Viridiplantae; Streptophyta; Magnoliopsida; Fabales; Fabaceae. The record is from the annotation of a GenBank genome assembly.
AUGGCUGAAGAUGUCAAUAAGCUUUAUCAACUGAUGAAGGUGUGUGAAAGAGCAAUGAAUACUGUUGGUGCCCAGGUUAUGCUUCCAAUGCAAACAUCAGAUGUUAUUUCUGAUUGUAAAGCAAAAUUUCAGCGGGAGUUUAUUGGUGCCUCUGUGGAGCCAAUGAUGAUAAUAACAGAACUUUUGGAAGGUUGUUCGCUUCAAAAAUACCUGGAGAGCAUCUAUCCAAGUACUCUGAGUUUAGAGCAAUCCAUAAGUUUUGCUUUGGAUAUUUCUCAAGCUAUGGAGUAUUUGCAUGCGAAUGGAAUCAUUCACCGCGAUCUAAAACCUGGUAAUAUGCUUCUUGCCAAAGACAAAAUGCAAAUUUUACUUACAAACUUUGAGACAGCCAGAGAGGAGAUAUCUGGUGGGAUGACUUCUGAGGCUGGUACAUAUCGGUACAUGGCUCCUGAGGAUCCACUUUCAAAAGGUGAAAAGAAAUGCUAUGACCACAGGGCUGACGUCUAUAGUUUUGCUAUGGUUCUGUGGGCCAUAGUUAAAAAUCAAACUCCAUUUAAAGGAAGGAGUGACUUGUUGGCAGCAUAUGCUACUGCAAAAAACAUGAGGCCUAGUGUGGAGGGUUUUCCAGAAGUUCUACUUCCCUUAUUGCAGUCUUGUUGGGAAGAAGACCCAAAGCUACGACCUGAAUUCUCAGAGAUCACCCAAAUCCUUGAAAAGCUUCUCCACAACUACCACUCAACAGAGAUAUCACCUGAGGAAAAAGGGUUUCCAACUACAAAUAUGCAGGAACCUAUCCCUAAUUAUGUUGAAAUCAGCUCAGAACAUGCACACGAGGCUCGGAGUGUGAAUAGCAUUGUCUGCGCAGAGGGAGAAUCUGAGAUCAUAGAACAUACCCCUAGUCCAGUUUUAGCUAAAAGCAGGCCCAAAAUGACCCUUAAGAAGUGCAAGGGUUUAUGGUCGUCUUUGCGUAAAUGCUUUCUCGGCCGUUGA